This is a messenger RNA of Meleagris gallopavo (turkey), 3516 nucleotides long. Its product is annotated as guanylate-binding protein 1-like. NCBI's taxonomy places the organism in Eukaryota, Metazoa, Chordata, Aves, Galliformes, Phasianidae. Gene Ontology annotation, molecular function: GTPase activity; GTP binding. The record is from RefSeq and is a predicted model, not a curated record.
CUGCAACAAGGUCUGGGCCUGCAGCGAUGCCUGAGUCCUCGUGGGGUCCAAAGCUGCUGAGAAACAGAGCUGUAUAUGCUUGGGAGCUACGUUCAGCGGGAGAAAGCAGUUGACCCAGUUACCACCAUUGCUGCAGCACCCAUGAGUAGUGGGUCACUGCUUUGCAGUGCUGUGUCUUCUGAGGCCCAAACUGGGAUGCACUGAUGAUGGCCGGAAGAUGCACAGCUUUAUCCAGCUGAACAUUCUCCACCUGCUCUGCAGAGGCACACGCUCACAUACCUGCCAUUCCUUUCUCUCUGGAACUAAUAUUAAUUGUUAGAGUAGAAUGCACUGCAGUCAGGCUGUGUCUGCCUAGUUCAACAGAAACACAGGUCUGGCCCAGGUGCAGCUCAUGUCAUCAGUCAUCACUGGCAGAGCAUCUGAGACUAUCUAUGAUUCUGUGAUUCCACGAUACCCCUUUAAACAGAGCCCAAAAACUGUUUCUGCAGUUCAGCCUGCCUUACUGGAUCAAUUAGAGAACUACUUCUGAGAACAGAAUGUCUGCACAGCUGUACUUCUAUACCUUACAAGUCCUGGGAUGCAGAGAUAAUGUAGCAAAAAAUCCAGAGUUCCCUUGUUAGUACUCUCAAAUCUCCUUGCUCCUUCCAACAGACUACUCUAUUUAGGUGUCGGUUGUUUAUCUGCUGCAAGCAGCUCAGCCAAAAGGGCAAGAGCUCCCACCCCAAGGGUAGCAGAUAAUUGCAGGUCUCAGCAUUCACACAGGAAGGCAGCUGGCAAUUCUUGUACUAUGCAAGAGUUCCUGGACAGCUGACAGGUCUUACAGUACGUUCUGCCCCAUGAUCUUUCCAGACACAGAGCUGAGGCUUGCCAGCCUGCAGUUCCCAAGUCUUCCUUCCUCCCUUUCUUACAGAUGGCAGCGAUGUUUGCCUUUUUCCAAUCUCUGGGGACAUCUGCCAGCCAGGCGGCUCAGCAGCUGCAUCAGGCAGCUCACUCCAUACAAACAGCAGCAGGGGGUGGGCCCUGUGUGGCCAGCAGAGUGAUGCUGUUGUGCAGUGGUGCAGGCACGGUACUCUGGUGUUGUGUGAUUGCGCGGUGGUACAAGUGCAUUUUGGCUGCAGCACUGGAGGUAAUGUGUAGUGGUGCUGGCACACUGUGUCUGUAUCAUAGAGUGCUCUGCUGUUGGGGCGUUUUGGAUGCAACUUGGCAUUGUGAGACAGUACCAGCACAGCUCCAUGUCCCACAGGAGCAUGAGGCACUGGUGCUGGACUGCUUUAGGCAUGAGGCAAUGGUACAGCAGCUGUACAUGAAGUGGCUGCAGGAGGAGAAGCACUGCAUCCAGAAGCCAUGGGUGUCAUGGGCACCGUGGUUAUGCUGUCCCUGCCCUCAGUGGCCAGCCAGGUGUCAGGCAUUGUCAGCAAUCUGCUGCAGCAUGCUGGAGCUCUUAUCCCCACCAGCAGUCCCUGCAGUGAAGCCACAGUCCAGGCACCAUGAGUUCGGGGAACUGAGUAGUAUUCUGAGAAAGUAAAAGGGAAAGGAAAAAAAGGCAAACAAAGAUAAGCAGGAGGUGGGACAUGGGGAGGAAGGGCCCUGGCUUUACUAUAUAUUGCAGCUUCCAAUCUGUGAUCACAGCAGUCAGCAGCACAACCAUGGAUGCUCCGGUGCUCCCGAUGCCGGCCCCCCUCUGCCUGGUGACCAACAAGGAUGAUGUGCUGUCCCUCAACCCCGUGGCGCUGGCAGUGCUGCGCAGUGUCACCCAGCCCUUGGUGGUGGUGGCCAUUGCCGGGCUGUACCGCACUGGGAAGUCCUUCCUGAUGAAUCAGCUGGCACAGAAACGCACUGGCUUCCCACUGGGCCCCACGGUGCGUGCGGAGACCAAGGGCAUCUGGAUGUGGUGUCUGCCCCACCCGCGCCAGCAGGGAGUGACCUUGGUGCUGCUGGACACCGAGGGGCUGGGAGACCCCAACAAGGAUGAUGAUGACAGCGACACGUGGAUCUUCACACUGGCGCUGCUGUUGUCCAGCACCCUGGUGUACAACAGCAUUGGCACCAUUGACCAGCAGGCACUGGAGCAGCUGCGGCUGGUAACAGAGCUGACAAAGCACAUCCGUGUGCGGGAGGAGGACGACAACCCAGCAUCCAACUUUGUCCGCGUCUUCCCGAGCUUCGUCUGGACCGUGCGUGACUUCACACUGCAGCUGCGGGCCGGUGAAAAGACCCUGAGUGAGGAUGAGUACCUGGAGCAGGUGCUACAGCUGCAGACCGGGAACGGGAAGAAGGCCAAGGAGCGCAAUGAGCUGCGGCGCUGCCUGCGCAACUUCUUCCCCCGCCGCAAGCUGUUCACGAUGGAACGGCCGGCAGCUGCCGCGGAUCUGCCGCGGUUGGAGGAGCUGCGGGAGGACGAGCUGCAGCCGGGCUUCCGGAAACAGGUGGACGCCUUCUGCCGGUACAUCUGGGAGAAGGCGCCGGUGAAGGUGUUGCCGGGUGGGCACCAGGUGACGGGCAGCGCGCUGGCGGGCCUGGCGGAGAAAUACGUGGCGGCCAUCACCAGCGGCGCUGUGCCGUGCGUGGAGAGCGCGGUGACAGCGCUGGCAAGGGCCGAGAACAGUGCAGCAGUGGAGGCGGCGGUGGCCGAGUACCAGCGGGGCAUGGAGCAGGGCCUGGUGCUGCCCACAGCCUCACGCAGUGCUCUGGUGGCCGUGCAUCGGGACUGCGAGCAACGCGCCAUCGCCCUCUUCCUGUCCCGUGCCUUUGCCGACCACGAACGCCAGUACCAUGCGGAGCUGGUGCGCAAGCUGGAGGCGGCCAAGGAGGAGUUCUGUCGGCGCAACGAGGAGGCGUCGGAGCAGCGGUGUCAUGCGGUGCUGCGGGAGCUUUGGAGGGAUGUGGAGCUGCGCCUGCAGAAUGGGGACUACGUGGCACCUGGUGGUGCACAGCUGUUCAAGGAGGACCUGAACCGCGUGCUGGAGGAGUACAAGCGGCGGCCUGGCAAGGGUGUCAGGGCGGAGGCGGUGCUGGAGGCGUUCCUGCGGGAGCGAGAGGGGCUGGCACAGGUGUUGAAGGCCACUGAGGUGCAGCUGGAGCUGGCGGAGCGGCAGCGGGAGGCAGCAGCGGCCGAGGCAGAGGCGGCCCAGCAGGCAGCUGAGGCACGGCUGGAGGAGCAGCGGCGCACCAUGGAGGAGCACCAACGUCAGCUGGAGCAACAGUUGAAGGAGGAGCAGCGUGCGUGGCUGGAGGAGCAGCAGCGCGUGUUGGAGCACCACAAGAAGGAGUAUGAAGCACUGGUGCAGGAGGGCUUCAAGCGUGAGGCGGCAGCCAUGCAGGAGCUGAUCACACAGCUGCAGAUGGAGAAGAAGAACAGGGAGCAGGGCACCUGGAUUAGCUCAGCUCUGAACUUUCUCGGCAGCAUUUUGGCUCCAUUCCUGCCUGGUAUAGCAGGAAAAGCUUUGAAUAAACUGAGGCGCAUGUGAUGUGGACUGUCCUCCAGCAGCUGACCCUGCAAUAAAUCCAGUUGCACUG